CUGCCCUUUUCUUGCCUAUCCAAGGAAAUGGACGAUAGCAAUACUUCGCCGACUUCACCUAUUUAAAAAAAUGUUUUGUAUGUUUUUGACAGGAUAAAGCAGGAUGUUGGAUCUCCAUGAGUAGGGUCUAGCCAGAGUUUUGAUGAACUGAGACGGACUGCUUGAGCGCACCCUAGAGCGGCCAUGAAGCACGACAACUCGAGGCACUGGAGGACAUGUCAGCUGAGCGCUCAUUUAUUGCUGGUUCUAAUCAGCCAAUCAUAUGCAACAUUAGAGCCUGCAUUCAGUGGAGGCAGUGCUGUGCAAAGAAAUUGUUCUGGCAGUGAAUACUGGAAUCCUGCAGGAUUCUGCUGUGAUAAAUGUCAUCCAGGGUUUAAGUUGAAAGCUGUAUGCCCUAAUUCAGGCACAAGGUCCAGAUGUGUUCCAUGCGAGGAUGGGACAUACAGAGAGAAUUCAAACAAUUUUCAAAAUUGUUUUUCUUGUCAGCACUGCAGAAAACCCCAUUCAGUGGUGAAGUCACAAUGUAGGAGUAAUAGAAAUACGGUGUGUGGAUGCAAGUCUGAAUACUACAUGAAGAUAAUAGACCCUUUGACGUGGGAAUGUGCUCCCUGUAGGCAUUGUGGAAUUGGGCAGUGGAGAACUGGAGGAUGUAUUGGGGAAAAUAAUACCAAGUGUGAAUGCAAAGAAAAGCAUUACUCUGUGAGCAAAUACUCCUGUAAACCAUGUGAUAAAUGUCGUAAUGGGUGUGAAUACAUGUGCACAUCCAGCACUCCACCUAAUGCUGUUAGAUCUGUCAGACCAACUGAUUCUACGAGCACAACACCUCAGAUAUUGGUCCCCGUUUGCGCAUGUAUCAUGGUUCUAGCAGUGGGAGCCUUUAUGAUAUACAAGAGCAGUAGGCUUUGGAGAAAGAAAAAACAGGCUUUGUCAUCCCAGAAAUCCUUACCUGAUCCUGAGGCAAAGUUUGAAGACAAGCCGAGGAUUGUCACAUUGCCACCAGACACACUGGAGGAAAGCGUCCCAUUCACAAACCACCAACUGUGUGAAAUGGAACAAUGCAGAGAACUUCCAGACUGCGUCCCAAGAGAGAUCAAACAUCACGAGUUCUCCUAUUUUGUGUUGGACGAGGUCCCUGUUGGACGAUUUAAAGAACUUAUAAGGCGACUUGAUGUUUCUGAGUCGGAAAUUGAAAGGGCAGAAAAAGACCACCGAUCCUUCAAAGAUGCUCAGUACCAGAUGCUGAAGGUUUGGACUGACCGUGGGAGUGGGAGUGGAGGGAACAACGUUGUGUCAUGUCACCUCAUCAAAAUGUUAACAGACACACUGAAAACCAUGUAUUUAGCUGGCUGUGCAGAUAGCAUUGAAAAACGUUUCUUUCUCAGGACUGAAGUUGUUCAUACUGAGGCCAUUGAAAGUGAAUGGAGAAAAGUGCAUUAAAAGAUAUAUUAAAGGGAUAGUUUACCCCCCCAAAAAAAAUAUUACAUUUGUCAGAAUUUACUCACCCACAUGUCCUUCCAAACCCAGACCCUUCUUCUGCAGAGCACAAAAGGAAAAUUAUAAAGAGCAUUGUUGUCCCUCUUUUCAAUACAAUGGCAAUGUGAUUCCACUUUCAAGCUUCAAAAAGGACACAAAAGGAUCAUAAAAGUAGUCCAUGUGACUCAUGUGGCAUAUUGGUAUUCAGAAGGCAUACAUAAGAUUUUUAUGAGAAAAUACAAGUCAUUAUUUACUGAAAAUAUUAAAGGAAUAGUUCACCCAAAAUUAAAAUUCUCUCAUCAUUUACUCACCCUCGUGCUUUCUUCUGCUGAACACAAACUCUGCUCUAAAGGUGUCCAGACCAAGGUGUCAAUGGUGACCAGACCUUUGAAGCUCCAAGAAGCAGAUAACGUCAGCAUAAAUGUAAUCUAUACAAUUCCAGUUGUUAAAUCUACGUAUAUCUGAGAAAAGACCAAAUUGUAACUCAUUUUUCACUCUACAUCUUGAAAGCAGUCUCCUUAGCAAUCAUGAUUUCAGGCUCGCUUACACUUCCUAUAGUGUCAUCUAGCCCUCUGCGCAUGCGUCAAGCACCAGGAAGUGUACAUGUUACAUUUGGGUCUGUUCACAUCCAAAACCAACUAGAUAGCUUCAAAAGACAUUGAUUGAACCACUGGAGUCUCAUGGAUUACUUUCAUGCUGACUUUAUUUCCCUUUAAGAGCUUUUGGAGUUCAGGUCACCAUUCACAUGCAUUGUAUGGACCUACAGAGCAGAUGAGUAAAUGAUGAGCAAAUUUUCAUUUUUGGGUGAGCUAUCUCUUUAAUGUAAUCACAUGUUCAUGAGAGACACUCACUUACUCACUCAAAGCAAGUUUGCAUGGACAAUUUGCAUUUUAGUUAUGCAUCCUUUUGAUACCUGAAAAUGGAAUCACUAUCCACUGCCAUUGCAAAUCAAGAAAAGCAAGGACGAGACCUGGAUAGUCUUAAAACAUUUUCAUUUUUUGUUUCCCAGACGAUAGAAAGUCAUUUACUACAUUUCAAUUUUGGGUGAACUAUUCUUUUAAACUUCCACUAAGUACCAUGCCUCAGAGAUUUCACACUAAAUAUUUUCCUUGGCUUUUUUUUUAAUGAAUAUAGCAUAGUUCUGUGUUAUGCUUUGAUGCAUUAUCAAGUCUUUUCUAUGAGGGCUGUAAUAGUUUAUAUAUCUGAAUGAGGGUGGUGAUGUUACAUUUUAGUUUUGAUUGUAUGAAUGGAUGUCUGACUCUUGCUAGUUUUUACAAAUGUUCCUCAUAUGUGUAAUGUGAAGCCAAAUACUGUAUUUUGAAUAUAAU
Xyrauchen texanus (razorback sucker) is the source of this 2801-nucleotide messenger RNA. Its product is annotated as tumor necrosis factor receptor superfamily member 1A-like. Gene Ontology annotation, molecular function: tumor necrosis factor receptor activity; tumor necrosis factor binding. The transcript is spliced from 10 exons. The record is from RefSeq and is a predicted model, not a curated record. Gene Ontology annotation, biological process: inflammatory response; signal transduction. Gene Ontology annotation, cellular component: membrane raft; mitochondrion; signaling receptor complex. The coding region runs from base 184 to 1437 and encodes 417 amino acids. Lineage: Eukaryota; Metazoa; Chordata; Actinopteri; Cypriniformes; Catostomidae.